This is a messenger RNA of Dibothriocephalus latus, 525 nucleotides long. The record is from the annotation of a GenBank genome assembly. Lineage: Eukaryota; Metazoa; Platyhelminthes; Cestoda; Diphyllobothriidea; Diphyllobothriidae.
GAAUUCUCAUGGAGUGAGGACGGUUUCAUGCUGGUCGACCGUCUGGCCUCUGAUCUAGGCUCCAUGUUGGACGAUGAGUUCUGCAAUGCCUAUGAACUCACCUAUAACACCCUAAACAAUCUUACCGAGGUGGACACAGGGCCCUAUCGUCACGCCGUGUGGAAUUUCGUCCAGAGCUUUUUUGGCGUCUGCCACGAAGACGUGCGUUUCGAUAAGCUGGACUGUUUCUUCCGGGAGCCAGAACGAGCCUUCCUGAAGGUCUGUUGUACACGGCCUGUCGAUUUAUGCCAGCUCAAGCCCAAGGCGGUGUGCGAACUGAUGCCGGCUCUAACUCCCAGUGAAAUCUCGUCAGGUAGCUGCACUGGAAGCCGUGUCAACAGGACUGUGGGGGCUUUCAGUCUGGGCGUCAUUUUGAUGAAGGCUGCAGACGUGUGUGGGCUAAAACUUGGUAAACACGCCCAACCAACCGUUCUUUUGUAUGUAUUUAUCGGUGCUUGUCACGUUUCUCAAACCGUGGCCCCCUGA